Gossypium raimondii (Peruvian cotton) is the source of this 2609-nucleotide messenger RNA. RefSeq lists its product as uncharacterized. The record is from RefSeq and is a predicted model, not a curated record. Lineage: Eukaryota; Viridiplantae; Streptophyta; Magnoliopsida; Malvales; Malvaceae. Bases 1 to 2319 code for a protein of 772 amino acids. The transcript is spliced from 12 exons.
AUGGCUCGAUUUCACUUCCGUUUUCUCCAUUUCUUCGUCUUCCUCUUCGAUGCCGCCUACGUCUCAGCUUCUCGUUCGAGUUUCGAAUCGGAUUUUUCGAUAAUUGAUUCCGAUUCCGAGGGUCUAUUGUUUCAUCGUGAUUACUCUCCUCCGGCGCCUCCUCCGCCGCCGCCUCACGCGCCGUCGGUCUCUUGUACUGAUGACCUCGGCGGGGUAGGUUCUCUGGAUUCAACGUGUCAAAUUGUGGCCGAUUUGAACCUUACUCGUGACGUGUAUCAUGGUGAUGUUCUGAUCGUCUUGUACAGGGGAGGAUUAGGCAGAGACCAGAGUGGUGGUGGAGAAAAUGGAACUGUGACUGGUAAAACUUGUCCAAAGGGGCUGUAUGGGACAUUUUGUGCAGAAUGUCCUGUUGGUACUUACAAGAAUGUUAGUGGAUCUGAUAGUUCUCUCUGUCGCCCUUGCCCUGCUUCACAGCUUCCCCACCGUGCUGUUUAUGUUUAUGUUCGAGGUGGUGUUGCUGAAACCCCUUGCCCUUUUGAAUGCAUUUCGGACAGAUAUCACAUGCCACACUGUUUUACAGCUCUCGAAGAGUUAAUCUACACAUUUGGGGGACCUUGGUUAUUUGGUUUUUUACUUCUAGGUCUUCUCAUCCUCUUAGCACUGGUGCUUAGUGUUGCACGAAUGAAAUUUGUUGGUGUUGAUGAGUUACCUGGCCCAGCUCCUACUCAGCAUGGCUCUCAGAGAGAUCAUUCUUUCCCAUUCCUGGAGUCAUUGAAUGAGGUCUUAGAAACAAACAGAGUUGAAGAGUCACAGAGCCAUGUCCACCGAAUGUAUUUCAUGGGCCCUAAUACUUUCAGCGAACCUUGGCAUCUGCCCCACACUCCUCCAGAAGAAAUAAAAGAGAUUGUAUAUGAGGGUGCAUACAAUACAUUCGUGGAUGAGAUCAAUGCAAUUGCUGCUUACCAGUGGUGGGAAGGUGCAAUUUACACCAUUCUUUCCAUUCUUGCUUAUCCCCUUGCUUUGUCAUGGCAGCAAUGGCGCCGAAGAAUGAGAUUGCAACGACUACGUGAGUUUGUACGAUCAGAAUAUGAUCAUGCCUGCUUACGUUCGUGCCGUUCACGGGCUCUCUAUGAGGGGCUUAAGGUCUCUGCAACUACUGAUUUAAUGCUGGCUUAUGUGGACUUCUUCCUUGGUGGAGACGAAAAGAGAACAGACCUUCCUCCUCGCCUCCCUCAGAGAUUUCCUAUGGCUAUAAUAUUUGGAGGUGAUGGAAGCUAUAUGGCUCCAUUUUCCCUUCAGAUUGAUAACGUCCUUACCAGUCUUAUGAGUCAGCUGGUGGCCCCUACUACUUGGUAUCGACUGGUGGCAGGUUUGAAUGCACAAUUACGCCUGGUUCGUCGCGGACGUCUGAGAUCAACAUUUCGGCCUGUUCUUCGAUGGCUUGAAAUGCAUGCUAAUCCUGCUUUGAGAAUCCAUGGUGUACGCAUUGCUCUUGCCUGGUCACAGGCUACACCUGGGAAUUAUCGCCAGUAUGGACUUUUGGUGUAUUCUGUUGAAGAGGAAAAUGAACCUAUAUGCUUGGGAAAUACCAAUGGUGGAGUCAAAACUGAGACUUUUUCACGUGUGAAGACCACUGACAUGCCAAAUGAAUCUGGUUCUCCAAGAGAAGAUGUGCCUUUAACCCAAGGUCACCGGAGCAGCGAAGGUUUUGCAAGGCGGAAGAGGAGUUACAGAGGACUUAUAGAUGCUAACAGCUUACAAAAGCUUGAAGAGAAGAGAGAUAUAUUUUACCUUCUCUCUUUCAUACUCCAUAACACUAAACCUGGUGGUCACCAGGAUCUUGUUGGUUUAGUCAUAUCAAUGCUACUUUUAGGAGAUUUUAGCUUAGUGUUGCUUACCUUCCUACAGUUGUAUUCAAUUUCAUUGGUGGAUGUCUUUCUAGUUUUGUUUAUUUUACCUCUGGGGAUUCUUCUUCCGUUUCCUGCUGGUAUAAAUGCUUUAUUCAGUCAUGGACCAAGGCGAUCCGCAGGUUUGGCACGUUUUUACGCCUUGUGGAACUUAACAUCCUUGAUUAAUGUUGGUGUUGCAUUCCUUUGUGGGUAUGUUCACUAUCACCAUCAGCUGUCAUCAAGCAAAAUGAUCCCGAAUCUUCAGCCGUGGAAUAUUAACAUGGAUGAAAGCGAAUGGUGGAUUUUCCCGGUUGGACUGGUAAUGUGUAAGCUUUUCCAAUCACAACUUAUAAACUGGCAUAUAGCCAAUCUAGAGAUACAAGACCGCUCAUUGUAUAGUAAUGAUUUUGAGCUAUUUUGGCAGUCAUAAAGCACCGUUGCUAAAAGACAUAUAUAGACUUACGCAUUAACAAGGUUCUUUCUUUUACUUUUUACUGUUUUUGUAUGCAACUUGGUUAACAAGUCCAGUUCUUGACAAAGUAGAAAUAGAAACAGAGGGUUAAAAACAAGUGCGACUAGAAUGGCAUUUAUUUGUUGUAAGUUCUCAAAAUUUCUUUUACAUAUUAAUUUUUGGGAGUUGCAAUGUAAAUAAAAAGAAUUGGGGGUUAUUAUACUAAUGGUUUUAGAGAAUUCAUUUGUAUAUUUCAUUUGGUGCUGUAA